GUUGCAGAGUUGGUUGCAGAGUUGCAGAUCUCUCUGAGUUGUCCUCUGUGCAACGGGGUUGAAGAGAAAAUUGUAUUGUAAACAAAGCUAAGGAAAGUCAGCUUUAUGUCGGCGCCCAGAGAAACCACUUCAAUUUUCUGAGAUGAGCUACCUCGGUGGCAAGCAGCAGCCACCAUUGAACCGAUCAAGGCAUCCACCAAGAUAUGGACCUCAGCAGAUUUACCACAACCAGUAUGAGAGACCGCCGGAAACAGGAGGAGGAGGGGUACCGCUGCCACAGCCCGGAGGGCGGUAUAACGUGCCGCUGUCGGCACAGCCCCGCGGCUACGGGCCGCCCCCAGGAGCGGGCGAUGGCCAGCCACUCCAGUACAUGCCCCCGCCGCGGCCCUACCAGCAGCCCAUGCAUGAGAUGGCCAAACAGAACUUGGAGCUGCCCUCGGUGCCGGGCUACCCUGGCCCGCACCAGCACCACCAGGCGCCGGUGCUGCGGCCCGGCGCGCCGCUGGUGACCGGCGCGCCCGGCUACAGCGCGCACCAGAUGAUGGCCGGGCCGCGGCCGCCGGCGCCCGCCCCCGGCUACCCGCCCGGCGGGCACGCCAUCAGUAUGCCACCGCCGCCGGCGCCGCACUCGGCAGCCGCCUUCAGCAUGGCCGGCGGACUGCCGCCAGGACAGGUCAGAGGGGCGCCGCCGAUGAUGAUGUUCUUUUCUCCGGGUCAGGUGCCGCCCGGCGGACAGGGUCACCCGGGCGUGCGUCAGGGGCCAACUGCCUACAUGCCCACACCUCCCGUGUACUCUACCCAGCCACCAUACCAGCAGCAGCUGACUGUCCAGCCUCCUCAGGGUCUGUACGUGCAGGCGCAGCCACAGCCGGCGCCCGGCGGCCAGCCGGCGCCGCCGCAGAUGUGGGGCCCGCCGCCGCCUCCGGCUCAGAUGUCCCUGCCGCCGCCGAUGGAGCCGCUGCAGGCGCGGCGGCCCCAGGAGCCGCUGUACGCGCCGCCGGUGCCGCCCCCGGCUCCCGUGCAGCACCACGCCAGCCACCGGAUCCCCAUCAUCAACCCGGAGACUCACGAGGAGGUGGCUGUGAGCGGCAGUAGUGCACAGACCCCCAGCGGCGUCCCGGAGACGGCGUGGCGGCCGCUGGGCAACGGCGUGUCCACACUGCCCCGCUCGGGCCGCCAGCAUAGCAGCGCCAGCGUCUCCGAGCUGGGUGAGCCGGACAGCCGGCGCGGCCCACGCGCCCGCUCCAGCGCCAGCUACUCCGAGUGCCCGCUGCCGGGCGAGGGCGUGCCCGAGUGGGCGCCGGCGCCCGCCAUGGCGCCCCAGGCGGUGCCCGGGCGCUUCCAGACCCCCACCGCCAACGGCCUGUCCACACACUCGCCGGACGUGAUUCGGCGCCAGGUGAUGAAUUAUGCGUCUCCGGCGUCGACGGUGCGUCAGUCGGAGUGGAACCCCGCUCGGGCGCCUGGCUGGUGUCCACCUGUGCCACCGUCCCGCCCGUCGGACGGUCACUACUCACUGCCGGCCAGCCUGCCCGACCUAGUACCGGUACCGAGUGUACCUCCCGGCCUGCCGCCCCCCGACAGCGCACUGCAGUACAGUCAGGCGGCGCCGCGCCCGGACGGGACGGAGAUGGGCCUCCAGUACGGACAGAGUGUGCCGCCUGCCGUCAGCGCGCGGUUGGAGGGACCCGAGGCAGCGCGGCAGCAGUUCGCACACGGUGUCCCGCCGUCUAUCGUGGACAGUCUGCCGAAGGAGCCGGAGAGUGAGCGGGAGCCAGCGGUCCCAGACGCGACCAGUGUCACUAGUGAGAGUGCUGAUCCGGCCGGAGUGAUUCCGGGCCGCCCCGAGGCUGUGACUGCGGAGCCAGCUAGCUCCGCUGAGGUGGCAACGGGCGAGUGUGUGCCCCUGCAGCAGCUAGAAUCGUCUGCCGUCCAGGAGGAGCCAGUAGAAGAGUCUCCAGAGGUGGAGACUGCCGAGGAGGCAGCUGCUGAGCCGUCCCUGCCAGAGGCUGUGACAGUGGCCACCACGGAACUGGAGCGGCUGGCUGUGUCUGCAGCUGAUGAGGCGCUGGCCGCCGCCCCGCCGCUGGAGCCGGCUCCUGAGUCAGUGUCGCCGGCACUGGACUCUGACCAGCCGGCUGAGUCCACUGAGGAGGUCCCUGCGGCGCCCGAGGAGGUGGUAAAGUCGCCUGUGACCGCGGUGGUGGUAAACGGGUCCCAGAGUCACUCCUCCGUAGUGUCGGACAAACCGUAUGCGCCGGUAGUGCCGAUUGAACAGAAGGCGCCGCAUUUGAAUGGUCAGAACGGCGGUCAGUCGGCAGCUGAUGAGAAUGGCGUGAAGGAAAUUCCGCCAGCGGGGCCACAAGAGCCGACGCCGGAGCCUGAGGAGCCGAAGGAAACGGCGGUGGUCUCUGAGGAGCUUCAGGAGGUGACAGAUGGGUCUAAAGAGCCACCAGUUGAGGUAACUACCGAGUCACCGAGCGAGCAGAGUCCGGAGCCGACUCCGGCCCUCACACCGCCCUCCGAGGACACUCCGGCCGACAGCUCCGCCCAGGGCACCCCGGCCAGCACUCCGGCCGACACUCCGUCGUUGGGCACUCCGGUGGGCACUCCGUCGGGCACCCCGGCUGCGUCGCGCCAGGGCUCCCCACCGCCUGUGAACGGUACGGCGGGCCGGCCGGUGCAGCCCGCUACAGAGUCGCCGCCGCGUCACCUCGCCGCCAAAGGUGACGGCCGGCCGACUCCGCCAGCUCCGGCGCCGUCACACGCCGCCAAGAAGCACUACGGCCGCUCGGAGCUGCUGGCGCUGCAGCACGCGCCUCUGUCGCAGCAGCGGCCGGCCGCGCUGCCCGACCUGCCGUCGGUGGUACGACGUGCCGGAGCGACCACCGACCAGCGCGCCGCCGCCCUCAAACCGCGCCCCAUCGGACCGGGAGAGUUCGCCUCCGGCUUUAAACCGGCCGUCAUGGGUCCGCCGGGCAAGUACCGCGGCCGCAGCUCUCAGGGCGGAGUCGGCGGCGGCGGCGGCGGACGGCGUGACGGGUCACUCCAGUCGCCAGCGCCGCCCGUGCGCCGCAUCGAGAUCAGUCGCGACGUCAAACUGCACACCACGGAGAACGCGUGGAAGCCGGGCGCCGCCAAACCGGGCGCCGAGAGCGCCGAGGAUUCGGCCGACGCCGAGGCGCAGCUGGUGGCGCGUCUCAAGGGCAUCCUCAACAAGAUCACGCCGAGCAACAUCGAGAAGCACAUUGAGAACAUCCGCCAGCUGGAGUUCAACACGGACGAGCGGCUCGGGAAGAUGAUUAAUGUGCUGUUCGACAAGGCAGUGAACGAGCCGGCCUACGCCAGCCAGUACGCGGCAGUGUGUCUGGCCAUGACCAAACCCCCGGCCGGCAGCGAAGACGAGAGCAAGAAGGCCAUGUCCAUGUUCCGCAAGCUGCUGCUGACACAGUGCCAGCGCGAGUUCGAGAAGGACAAGUCGCUGGAGCUGAACCUGGGUGAGCGGCAGCGAGAGAUCGAGGCGCAGACGGAUCCGGUGGAGCGGCGCGCCAAAGAGCGCGCACUGGAGGAGGCACAGCGUCAGGGCCGCCUGCGCUCCAACGGAAACAUCCGCUUCAUCGGCGAGCUCUACAAGCUGAGCAUGCUGACAGACCGUAUCAUGCAGCAGUGCAUCACCAAACUGCUCAAGGACCGGCACGAGGACUCGUACGAGUGCAUGUGCAAACUGGUCUCCACAAUAGGACAGAAGCUGGAAGUGGCGGAGAAAAAACAAGGCCGUGACUUGGGCAAAAUGUUCGCCGAGUUCGAGCGGCUCUCGGUGGAUAAGAAGCUCUCGUCUCGGAUCCGUUUCAUGUUGCGUGACCUGAUCGAGCUGCGUGCCAACCAUUGGGUGCCGACGCGCACCACGGCUCAGCCGCGGCCUAUGACCAUCGAGGAGGUGCACGAGCAGGCGCGCCUGGCUGAGGCCAAGCAGCAGGCGGCGCUGGCGCAGGCCGAGGACCGGCGGCGCAGCGAGCGGCGGCGCGGCGGCGGCGGCCGCGACGCGCCGCGGCCCGGCGGCGACGGCUGGAGCACGGUCGGCCGCAACUCGCGGUACGACGCCAGCCGCAUGAUGAGCGCCGUCAGCGCCACGGCCGCCGCGCCGCCGCCGGCGCAGCUCAAACUGGGCCCCGGCGGCGGCAGCGGCUGGGGACUCGGUGCCAAGGGAGCCUCGCCCCGGCGGGCCUCUCCCGCUACCACCCCCGGCUCGGGCGCUAACCGGUUCCAGGCUCUACGGGCUGAGGCGCGCAGCCGGAGCCGCGGCGGUUCGGCCGAGCGCUCCGGGAGCAGGAACAGCUCUGCGGAUCGGGCGCCACCACCGCCGGCCGCCGCCGCCUCGCGGCUCAAGGGCCCCGCGGACGCGGACGCGGACUACCUGAAACGGCAGGCGCGAGCCAUCGUCGGCGAGUUCCUCGAGAAUGGGGAUGAGGAGUCUGCGAUUGUCGACUGCGAGGGCCACCUGCACGACAGCACCUUGGCCGACUUCGUCACCCAGUCUCUGGAGGCGUUUGUGGACGCCCGCUCGGCUCGCGAGCGUCAGGCGGCCGGCCGGCUGCACGCGCUGCUGCUCCAGCGCGGUCUGCUGCCGGUGGCGGCGUACGUGAGCGGCGCGCGCCAGCUGCUAGACGUGUCUGCCGACCUGGCCACGGACGUGCCGGCCGUGUGGACCAACCUGGCGCAGCUGAUGACGCCGCCGCUGCUGGCGCCCGGCGCCGGGCUCUCGCUGUCGGCGCUGGCGGCCGCCGCGUACGGCUGCGUCCAGGACGGCGGCGGCGUCAAGCUGACGGUGGCCCUGCUGCGCCAGCUGCGGGCCGAGGACGAGCAGCGGGCCCGGGAGCUGGUGCCGGCUGGAUUCAACUGGCAGCGGCUGCUCGGCGACCGCGAGCCGCUCGCAGUGCUCAAGGAGGCUGACCUCGAGUGCCUUGUAUCGGGCGACCCGUCGCCGCUGCCGGCCGACCGGGCGCCUCCGGUGCCGGGUCUGCGCGCCCUUCUGGACGCCAUCCGUUCAGACGUACCCCUGGCCCGGUGGCUGGAGCUCAACUGCCCGCAGCCGGAGAAGCGGCAGCACCCGAGCUUCGUGGCCGACCUGGUGGCCGCCGUCUGCUUCGACGCCCUGAUCGCAGAGUCUGGCGCGCUGCGGGUGGCGUCGGAGCGCAUUGAGCGCUACUGUGACCUGUUGCGACCGGUGCUGGAGCCGGCCGAGCGACAGGAGGCGGCUGUGCGCGCCGCUGCCGACCUGGUGCGGCACCUCGACUGUAGUACAGACGUGCUGGAGCAGCUGCUGGAGCGGCUGCUGACGCUGCGGCUGGUCUCCGAGCCGGCGCUGCGCCACUGGCGGGAGGCGGUCGGCGGCGACCCGAUCGUGCCGCCUCUGCGCUUCCUGCAGCCGUGACCGGCGCAUGACGGAUAGCCUAAUGGGGGGGGGGGGGGGGACGGCCAGCUCCACUGCCGCCGACUGUACAGAUAAUCGGCCGGGCCGACCGGACGGGAACGAUGACUGCCUCCACUGCAGGGCCGGGCCGAGAGAGAGAGAGGAGCUACACAGAGAGCUAUUUAAACGCAGAUAGGGUGAAUUUAUCUGGGCGUGACCCCGCGCCGGCCUCGCACGGAGACCGGCCGGGCGGAGAGGAGAGGUAGAAGUCCAGAGAGUGAGUGCCUGCUCCGCGCGUCUAACGGGUGUCGAGCCAGAGCCGGAGGAUGCCAGCGGCCCUCUGCUGGCCAGAUCGCGCCGCUUUAUAUUAUGAAACAAAGGAUAUUUUAAUAUAAAAAUAAAGUGGUCA
Messenger RNA from Amphibalanus amphitrite, 5819 nucleotides. Its product is annotated as eukaryotic translation initiation factor 4 gamma 1-like. Gene Ontology annotation, molecular function: mRNA binding; translation initiation factor activity; protein binding. The record is from RefSeq and is a predicted model, not a curated record. The coding region runs from base 143 to 5431 and encodes 1762 amino acids. NCBI's taxonomy places the organism in Eukaryota, Metazoa, Arthropoda, Thecostraca, Balanomorpha, Balanidae. The transcript has 17 exons. Gene Ontology annotation, cellular component: eukaryotic translation initiation factor 4F complex.